This is a messenger RNA of Paramuricea clavata, 4198 nucleotides long. The record is from the annotation of a GenBank genome assembly. Lineage: Eukaryota; Metazoa; Cnidaria; Anthozoa; Malacalcyonacea; Plexauridae.
UUGUUAUUCAUUCUUCGAGGGUAACAGCACACUACAGAGCAGGUAUGUAUUCUCUUCAAUAUUUCGUUCUUUUAUUCGUCCGACUCGACAUAGAUUUAAGACUUGUCAUAUUUGUGUUUGAUAAUAGAUGUAAUUUCUUAAGCCAAUAUAAAGGCAAUAUUACGUUUUGUUGGUUUAGUCGCCCAUGUAAACUAAGUUGGGGAUUCUCUUUGCUUGAGUCACUCAUUGUCAUCUGUCGAGAAAAUAUUAAAUUAUGACAAGAUUAAUAUUCGAUAUUACAAAUGAAACGUUUAUCACGAAUCGCUUAAAUUAGUAGAGCGUAUUCAAUCAAUUAAACAAAUGGCGCACUUUUGACUUAUUAAAAUUAACACUUUUGACGCUCUCGCGCGGCAUUUAUAUACAACUCUGCGCAAUACACUCGACAGUCGACAACACAUGAAUACUAAUAAAUGAGUCGUAGCGGACAUGCGCAAGUUUAUAAGUGUCCAUCACAAGUUGUAUUUAUUAUUUUAAUAGAAUAAUAGACUAUUAUACGCUUUGUCUUAUGAGCGCACUUGAGCGUAGAAUUAUUAGACUGAUAUCAUAAAAGGAAAGGAGAACUGUGGAUGAACACAAUUAAAGAAUAUCAUGGUAUUCAUAUUUUGGCCACGUUUCGUUUAAUUAAGAUCGGAAUGGAUGAAAGUGCAACGGAAUUUGAAUAGUCAUGCACACUUGCGUCAUUUUCUGCAAUCGUCGAGCGCAUCGUUCUGAGCAUUAUAUGACCGAUACAACGAAUACGGAAUAAUUGAUACGCCUACAGUAUGACAUAUUCGUUUCUGUCAAAAUCAUUUCCGUUCGUCAGACAGUUAUUUGAGCGAAUAUCACGAAUAAACAUCGAAGCAGUCAUACGCGAGCUCGUAUAUGCGAGGGCAUUAGGGCAAAGCCAAAGGUUGUAACACACUGUCAAAAAUCAGCUUAAACCCCCCAAGAUCUUGCCAAGUUUGAAAUUAAACAAGCUUUGACAUUCUUUUUCACUAUUUUCAGUUUAAAUACGAGACUUUGAUCCAUCAACGUGGUGUUACUAACUAUAACACCUGUAUAUAAAAUCAUAGAAUAUGAUGAAUAUACAGUAGAUUGAGUAUAAAAAGCAUUCUCCUCGCAAGCUAUACAUACAUCCAAACGCAGUUUUGAAAUGUCGGAAAUUGAGACGUCUUAUUUUAUAAUCCAAACACUGUGCCUGUCAGCCUGUGGCAAGUCUGGCAGUCUGCAAAUAGCAAAUUCAAGAACAGAAUUGGAAUUUGAACUUUUCUCUGCGGUGUUAUAGGUAAUAUAGCCGUUUAAAUUGGCCGUUUUUCGCAACGAAAAUAAUUGAAAAUCUCAUAAAACUAUAAAAGAUCGUGUGGUGGAAAAGAUGUUGUGACGUCUCAAUAGGACCUACAAUGUUUGCUAUGACAGGGUGUCCCAAAAAACCCCGAAUUGUUAGAAUUGUUAUUGUUAAAUGUUUAUAUUGUGAAAUAACGUAUAUUGUUAGAAUUUGAAUUCCCUGCACUAAGCUGAACGCAAAGAUGCGUAAAAUAUUGACAGUGUGCAUAUUAUAAAUAUUGACUUAAGAAAUUAAAAUAUCCUUGUAAAGCGUUGAUGGAAGCCGGAGGAUAUUCGUAAACGGUUUUCAUAAAAUUGCCCCCCCCCCCCCCGAAACGUGAUGAAAUGCUUCGUAUGUGACAAUAUCGAGGCUUUUUGAAUUUUUCAAUAUCUCAAAUUGAAAUCUGGGUACCAAGUAUUUUUAGAAAACAAAACAUACUCAGUCCCGAAUCGAAAUUCUAAACCUUCAUUAAUAAACAAUUUCAAGAAAAAAUGUUUCAAGAAAAAAAUUAAAUUAUGACAAAUCCAAAAAUACAGUAGAUCUCAUUUUUUCAUAUAUGUCAUUAUAUAGUCUGCGCGCAGGCUAGCACCUACGGACCUACCCACGAAUAAAUUUGCCACUUCUCAUACAAGCAAGUUUUAUUUCAGCAGUGGGUGGACUGUCAUGGCGAACUCUUUGACUGUUUUGACCUUCGCUUUGGUCCUAGUGGGAUGUGCAAGUGCUCUGAAGAAAUGUGAAAUAACGCCGCACAUAUCACAGCCUCCUAUAUCUUGGAGAAAAGGAAAUGUAAUUCUCGUUGCUUUGCUCAAAGGUUCAUGACGAUUGUGUCAACGUUAUGCUGCACUCUUACAAAGAGUGCAUAAAAACAUGUUGAAGUAAGUUCUUGACAUAUCGAUAAAACGAGUUUUGAUGCUUACGAAAACCAUCUCAAGUGGUAAUAAUUAAUUGAGUGGCUUUCAUAAACUUCAAUUAAGAACCGUUUUAUUUCAUGUACUUAUAGUUAAGUACCUAAUAAGCCAACUGAAAGUUAAGUAGUUUGAAUUUCAUUCGCUUUUAAACCCGGGCGGUCAAAUGAGAUGAGAGUGAGUCACGCAUUGUUACGGGCGACAUUUCGAGUUCAACAUUAACCAAAUAAAGACGACGAGUGUUCCAACCAUGACCAUGUUUCAUUUAUUUUAUUAUUUAUUAACUUUACAACUUUUUAUACAUGAACAAAUAUAUACUAGAAAUUAAAUUUAAGAAUAUACACUGAUAUAUGAAGGAAAGGAAUACGGUUGAAGGUAUAUUUAAUCAACAGGACAAGAAUCCUAUAUUACACCAACUCUUUCUUGGGAUCCAAGAAAGACAUCACAACCAUAGUUAUAACAUAUUUAGGGACACAAACACACAUUAACACACUAGUAUAUUUGAACCCAGAACUAUCGAACACAAUCUUGGAAAACAUUAGGAACAGCUAACCAAGGUUGUGUGACUCGCAAGUGGCAACUCUCAUCCUCCUUUGAUGAGGGCUAGAUUGUGGACCAUGGCUGUCCAUGCUUAAUGGAUUUACACAAUGUUUCAUUUCUAGGCCGCAGGUGAACGGGUUUGGUAUGUGAAAACGCGACGUUCCGUGCAAACAAGCCGAUACCGCCAUAUGAGUGUUCGGACAUUUCAUCUUCAUUAACCCUUAACUAAUGCGCGAAUGUAGUUCUUCGAACUUUACACUCAGAUUAUGAUCAUUAACUGUAGUAGAAACUAAACUGAUAUUCUUUGGCAGGUUGUAUAAAAACGUAGUUAAUCACAUGGUUAUCUGCGCGUGGCCGGGUCUUGAAGUAAGAUGUGAUUAACGUCCGCUGACAAGCAUUUUGGCAUGAUUGUGGAUUCGCAUUUCGCAAAUAAGAGGGAAUAUUAAUUUGAUUCAAAAUAGUAAAAAAUAAACAAGAAAUCAAAGCAAAAGCAAGACGAAGGCAGUUUUUCCGUGAGAUGUCUACGUUAAACCAAAGUGUUGCUGUUUAGCAAUUAUAUCAGUGUUUCUUCGCGUAUAUGGCAGCUUAUGGCUCCUACAGACUCCUACUUCGUCUUCGGGAAAUCUUCUUGUGCAAAAAUAUGUUCUGUUUUCGCAAAAAAACCGAAGCGAUAGCGUUUCAAGAGUUUAUAAUUGUCAAGAAACAUUCACAGGGAAGAUACUUCAAGAUAGCGAUUGAAAAUCCCAGAUAAGAGUGGCUUUUCAUUAUUGUCUUGCUGAAAAUGUCAUUACUCCUAACUGAAGCGCCAUUUUUAACUACGUUUUGAGAUGUUAGCGAUACCCUUGGGCUUGGACAUAGUUAACUGAACUGCUGUACUUUUUAACUGCAGUUAACGCUAACUACACUUUUAUACAACCAACGUAACUACGUGGAUCAAGUUAACUACUAUUUAAUUAACUACAAAACGGGUAGUUGCAUAGUAGUUAACAGUUUUAUACAACAGUCCCCUGUUUUUUACUGUAGAUUUUAUUAAUUUAAAAUUAUAGCAAUCAGUAAAUAAAUAAUUUUACCAUAGAUGAGUGAUCAGAGCGCUCCUGCUUCAUAUAGGUCUUAAUUCUUAAAUGCAUUUACAACCGCUUCAUUGUUCGAAAUUUCCACGCACAAAAUAUCUUCAAUCUUGUAUUUCAGGUACAACGUUUCAUUCGUGGCAGUCAACGAAAGAGGUGAUAACCACAUCUCAAUAUUAAAAAAAAUCGUGAGCUUCCCAGUGUAUCAAGAUACAACAUCGUGGAACUUAUGGUCAAAACUUGCUGGUGGGAAAGAUCAUUUCUUGAUAUUUGAUAAAUGUGGUCGUCUUAUCGCGCAUAUGAAGAGACCAGAUAUUAGGAAAUUUUUCAAGAAGACCUGGUAA